This is a messenger RNA of Hipposideros armiger (great roundleaf bat), 5774 nucleotides long. It is a transcript of the gene DOCK2, whose product is annotated as dedicator of cytokinesis 2. The transcript has 49 exons. NCBI's taxonomy places the organism in Eukaryota, Metazoa, Chordata, Mammalia, Chiroptera, Hipposideridae. The record is from RefSeq and is a predicted model, not a curated record. Gene Ontology annotation, molecular function: GTPase activator activity; small GTPase binding; guanyl-nucleotide exchange factor activity. Bases 65 to 5302 code for a protein of 1745 amino acids. Gene Ontology annotation, biological process: actin cytoskeleton organization; cell migration; myoblast fusion. Gene Ontology annotation, cellular component: cytoplasm; plasma membrane.
CUAGCCACCCCCUUGCUGCUUCCCCGCAGGACGACCUACGAGCCCGAAGGCCCCCGGCCCAGCCAUGGCUCCCUGGCGCAAAACUGACAAGGAGCGGCACGGUGUGGCCAUAUACAACUUCCACGGGAUCGGAGCCCGCCAGCUCUCCCUGCAGGUUGGCGAUGUGGUACGAAUACAGGAGACCUGCGGAGACUGGUAUAAGGGAUACCUCCUGAAGCACAAACUGUUACAGGGUAUUUUUCCUAAGUCCUUUAUCCACAUCAAGGAAGUGACAAUCGAGAAAAAAAGAAAUAUUGAGAACAUCAUUCCUGCAGAAAUCCCUCUGGCACAAGAAGUGACAACGACCCUGUGGGAAUGGGGCAGCAUCUGGAAACAGCUCUACGUGGCCAGCAAGAAGGAGCGCUUCCUCCAGGUGCAGUCCAUGAUGUACGACCUGAUGGAGUGGCGGUCCCAGCUCCUCUCAGGAACUCUGCCCAAGGACGAGCUGAAGGAGCUGAAGCAGAAAGUCACAUCCAAAAUCGACUACGGCAACAAAAUCCUUGAGCUCGAUCUAAUUGUCAGAGAUGAAGAUGGAAAUAUCUUGGACCCUGAUAACACCAGCGUCAUCAGCUUGUUCCACGCCCAUGAGGAAGCAACAGAUAAAAUCACAGAGCGUAUCAAGGAAGAAAUGUCCAAAGACCAGCCAGAUUAUGGAAUGUAUUCCCGGAUCUCCUCAUCCCCUACCCACAGCCUCUAUGUCUUUGUGAGAAACUUUGUGUGCAGAAUUGGGGAAGACGCUGAGCUCUUCAUGUCUCUGUAUGACCCCAACAAGCAGAUGGUCAUCAGUGAGAACUACCUGGUGCGAUGGGGCAGCAGGGGCUUCCCGAAGGAGAUUGAGAUGCUCAACAACCUGAAGGUCGUCUUCACGGAUCUCGGAAACAAAGACCUCAACAGGGAUAAAAUUUACUUGAUUUGUCAAAUAAUCCGAGUCGGGAAGAUGGAUCUUAAGGAUACUAAUACCAAGAAGUGCACGCAGGGGCUGAGGCGGCCCUUCGGGGUAGCAGGUAAUGACACUACACGCCAUUCAUUCCAUUGUAUCUACAUCACUCUCCUGCAAGGCGACUUUGACAAAUACAACAAGACCACGCAGAGGAACGUGGAAGUGAUCAUGUGCGUGUGCGCGGAGGAUGGCAAGACGCUGCCUAAUGCAAUUUGCGUGGGAGCAGGGGACAAGCCCAUGAAUGAAUAUCGGUCUGUCGUAUACUAUCAAGUCAAACAGCCACGGUGGAUGGAAACAGUCAAGGUGGCUGUCCCUAUUGAAGACAUGCAGAGGAUCCACCUGCGAUUCAUGUUUCGACAUCGGUCAUCCCUGGAAUCCAAAGAUAAAGGAGAGAAGAACUUCGCCAUGUCCUAUGUGAAGCUGAUGAAGGAGGACGGGACCACUCUGCACGACGGAUGCCAUGACUUGGUUGUCCUAAAGGGGGACAGCAAGAAGAUGGAGGACGCCAGUGCUUACCUGACUCUCCCUUCUUAUCGACACCAUGUGGAGAACAAGGGCUCCACCCUGAGUCGCAGCUCCAGCAGUGUCGGGGGGCUCUCGGUCAGCUCCCGGGACGUGUUCUCCAUUUCCACCCUGGUGUGCUCCACAAAGCUCACGCAGAACGUGGGUCUGCUGGGCUUGUUGAAGUGGCGUAUGAAGCCUCAACUGCUGCAGGAGAACUUAGAGAAAUUGAAGAUUGUGGAUGGAGAGGAAGUGGUGAAGUUUCUCCAGGAUACUCUGGAUGCCCUCUUCAACAUCAUGAUGGAACAUUCUCAAAGUAAUGAGUAUGACAUCCUCGUCUUCGAUGCUCUGAUCUACAUAAUAGGACUCAUUGCCGACCGAAAAUUCCAGCAUUUCAACACUGUUCUGGAGGCUUACAUUCAACAGCAUUUCAGUGCUACCUUAGCUUACAAGAAAUUGAUGACAGUGCUGAAGACUUACUUAGAUACCUCCAGCAGAGGGGAGCAGUGUGAGCCGAUCCUAAGAACUCUGAAAGCUUUGGAAUAUGUGUUCAAGUUCAUUGUUCGGUCAAGGACAUUAUUUUCACAGCUGUAUGAAGGCAAAGAACAGAUGGAGUUUGAAGAAUCCAUGAGACGGCUCUUUGAAUCCAUCAACAACCUGAUGAAAAGUCAGUAUAAAACCACCAUCCUUUUGCAGGUGGCGGCUUUGAAAUACAUCCCAUCUGUCCUCCAUGAUGUGGAAACGGUCUUUGAUGCGAAGUUACUCAGCCAACUGCUGUAUGAGUUCUACACCUGCAUCCCCCCCGUGAAACUCCAGAAGCAGAAAGUCCAGUCCAUGAAUGAGAUCGUCCAAAGCAACCUCUUCAAAAAGCAAGAAUGCCGGGACAUCCUGCUUCCUGUCAUCACCAAAGAGCUGAAGGAGCUGCUGGAGCAGAAGGAGGAGAUGCCGCACCAGGUGCAGGAGAAAAAGUUCUGUGUCGAGUUGCUCAACAGCAUCUUGGAGGUGCUCAGCUCUCAGGACGAGGCCUUCACCUACCACCACACCCAAGAAAUCAUGGUCCAGCUGCUUCGCACGGUGAACCGGACAGUCAUCACGAUGGGGCGGGAUCACGUUCUGAUUAGUCACUUUGUGGCAUGUAUGACAGCCAUCUUGAACCAGAUGGGCGACCAGCACUACUCCUUCUAUAUUGAGACCUUUCAGACCAGCUCUGAACUUGUGGACUUCUUGAUGGAGACAUUCAUCAUGUUCAAGGACCUCAUUGGGAAAAAUGUGUAUCCAGGAGACUGGAUGGCCAUGAGCAUGGUUCAGAACAGGGUCUUCCUGAGAGCUAUCAACAAGUUUGCAGAAAUCAUGAACCAGAAGUUCCUGGAACACACGAACUUUGAGUUCCAGGGUUUUCCCGAGCUGGAAUGUGCCAAGGUGCUGGCUGGAGGAAUUCUCCUGGCCUGGAGGAAGCUGUGGCCGGGCUUGUUCUGGACGAUGAGGAGAGAACUGUCUGCCUGUCUGAGAGCAGCGCCGGGAGGGAGCAGAGGGCUGCCUUCCUCUUCCCUUUUCGAACUGAGCCAGAACAAAAUCUGCUUCAUCCCGGGCAUGGUGGGACCUAUAUUAGAGAUGACACUUAUCCCUGAGGCUGAGCUCCGCAAAGCCACCAUACCAAUCUUCUUUGACAUGAUGCUGUGUGAAUAUCAAAAGAGUGGGGAUUUCAAAAAGUUUGAAAACGAAAUCAUCCUCAAGCUGGACCACGAGGUGGAAGGGGGCCGAGGGGAUGAACAGUACAUGCAGCUGCUGGAGUCCAUCCUGAUGGCGUGUGCUGCUGCGCACCCAACCAUUUCCAAGUGUGUGGAGAACUUCGUGAACCUGGUCAAAGGCCUCCUGGAGAAGCUGCUGGACUACCGGGGCGUGAUGACGGACGAGAGCAAAGACAACCGCAUGAGCUGCACCGUGAACCUGCUGAAUUUCUACAAAGAUAACAACCGGGAAGAGAUGUACAUAAGGUACCUGUACAAACUGCGCGAUCUUCACCUGGACUGUGACAAUUACACGGAGGCCGCCUACACGCUUCUUCUCCACACCUGGCUUCUCAAGUGGUCAGAUGAGCAGUGCGCCUCACAGGUCAUGCAGACAGGCCAGCAGUACCCGCAGACCCACCGGCAGCUGAAGGAGACACUCUAUGAAAUCAUCAUAGAAUACUUUGACAAAGGAAAGAUGUGGGAGGAAGCCAUCAGCCUGUGCAAGGAGCUGGCGGAACAGUACGAGACGGAGAUCUUUGACUACGAGCUGCUCAGCCGGAACCUGAUGCAGCAGGCAAAAUUCUAUGAAAACAUCAUGAAAAUCCUCAGGCCUAAGCCAGACUACUUUGCUGUGGGGUACUACGGCCAGGGAUUCCCCUCCUUUCUGCGGAACAAAGUGUUCAUCUACCGAGGGAAGGAGUACGAGCGAAGAGAAGACUUCCAGAUGCAGCUGAUGAGCCAGUUCCCCAAUGCGGAGAAGAUGAACACCACCUCUCCCCCUGGGGAUGACGUGAAGAACGCCCCAGGCCAGUACAUCCAGUGCUUCACCGUCCAGCCUGUCUUGGAUGAACACCCCAGGUUCAAGAAUAAGCCAGUGCCUGACCAGAUCAUAAACUUUUAUAAAUCCAACUACGUGCAAAAGUUCCACUACUCGCGGCCGGUGCGCAGGGGGACUGUCGACCCUGAGAAUGAGUUUGCCUCGAUGUGGAUCGAGAGAACCUCCUUCAUGACUGCCUACAAGCUUCCGGGGAUCCUGCGGUGGUUCGAGGUGGUGCACAUGUCCCAGACCACAAUUAGCCCUCUGGAGAACGCCAUUGAGACCAUGUCCACAGCCAAUGAGAAGAUCCUGAUGAUGAUAAACCAGUACCAGAGUGACGAAAGCCUCCCCAUUAACCCGCUCUCCAUGCUCCUGAACGGGAUCGUGGACCCUGCUGUAAUGGGGGGUUUCGCCAAGUACGAGAAGGCCUUCUUCACUGAAGAAUACACCAGGGACCACCCUGAGGACCAGGACAAACUGAGCCGCCUCAAGGACCUGAUAGCGUGGCAGAUCCCCUUCCUGGGAGCUGGGAUUAAGAUCCACGAGAAAAGGGUGUCAGAAAACCUGCGGCCCUUCCACGACCGGAUGGAAGAAUGUUUCAAGAACCUGAAAGUGAAGGUGGAGAAGGAGUAUGGUGUCAGAGAGAUGCCCGACUUCGAGGACAGAAGAAUGGGGCGCCCCCGCUCGAUGCUGCGCUCCUACAGGCAGAUGUCCAUCAUCUCCAUGGCUUCCAUGAACUCGGACUGCAGCACCCCCACCAAGCCCACCUCUGAGAGCUUUGACCUGGAAUUAGCACCCCCCAAGACCCCGAAAGCGGAGCAGGAGGAGCCCAUCUCCCCGGGGAGCACUCUGCCGGAGGUUAAGCUCAGGAGGUCCAAGAAGAGAGCCAAGAGGAGCAGCGUGGUGUUUGCAGAUGAGAAGGCAGCGGCCGAGUCGGACCUGAAGCGGCUUUCCAGGAAGCAUGAGUUCAUGAGUGACACCAACCUCUCGGAGCAUGCGGCCAUCCCCCCCAGGGUGUCCAUUCUCUCUCAAAUGAGUUUUGCCAGCCAGUCCAUGCCCACCAUCCCAGCCCUUACGCUCUCGGUGGCAGGUAUGUCUGGGACAGACGACACCAACCCUUCCCCCCGCCUCAGCCAGACCUUCCUCGCCCUCUCAGACGGUGACAAGAAGACCCUCAAACGGAAGAAAGUCAAUCAGUUCUUCAAGACAAUGCUGGCCAGCAAAUCUGCCGAAGAGGGCAAACAGAUCCCCGACCUACCAUCCUCUGACCUAUGAGACGUCGCUGACCAGGGCUGUGUGUGGGGAGCCAGUGAGAGGAACUUCCAGAAGAGGGACAGUGGGACAUUGAAGCCUGAAAGGGCUGCCUUCACUCAGACAGAGAAAGCGGCCUCAUCUGGGCCCCACAACGUCAGUGGUAACAGGCCAGCAUCUCCGGGAGCAGAGACCCAGGUGGCGGGUGAGGACCCCCCACCCCGAUUCUUGGCCGCACGGGGGAACCAGCGUGGGUGCUUCCUCCAUCAUGCUCUCCCCAGCAUCCUGGGCAUAUCUCUUUAUAACCCAGUUUCUUAGGUAUAAGGAGCUGUAUUUUUAUUACCUAGCCCUUAAUAGAAAAGCCUUUUAAAUACUCUUUUAUUUUAUUUUUGGUUAACAGUUUUGUAGUUGAUAUUUUUUUAAUACAAACAACCAAUCUUUUUUCUAGCUGAUCAUCUCCAAAGUGUUACUAUUUCUUACUGACAAUAAAAAAUGG